Molecule: messenger RNA, 1237 nt
Organism: Emiliania huxleyi CCMP1516
Lineage: Eukaryota; Haptophyta; Isochrysidales; Noelaerhabdaceae
Exons: 12
Coding region: 27-1013 (328 amino acids)
Biological process (GO): protein targeting to membrane; peptidyl-L-cysteine S-palmitoylation
Cellular component (GO): Golgi apparatus; endoplasmic reticulum
Molecular function (GO): protein-cysteine S-palmitoyltransferase activity
Source: RefSeq, a predicted model, not a curated record
CGCCUCUCGGCUUGCUGCCAUCCUCCAUGCUUGAGGAGGAGGAGGAGAAGGUCGAGGAGAAGGCUGCCGACCAGAGCGAAGCGCCUGUGGCCAGUCGCGCCGUCGAGGCUGUGGCCGGCAGCCACUGGAACGAUGAGUACGGACCGCUGGGUUACGGCAGCUUCAACUGCGUCUGCUGCAAUGCGUGGCUACUGCUGCUGCUGCUUCCGACGCUCUUCCUGCUGCUGGUUGCGCCGGGGCUCGAGCUGGAGCACGGCAGCACGCUCACGAGGGCCGCGCUCGCACUGUUUGGUCUUUCUGCGCUCUUCUUCUGCCUCGUCUCGAACACCAACCCCGGCGUCGCACCGCGGACGGCGCCGUACAUCGUCGGAGGGCGCGAGCAGGGCUUCGAGCACCCCGGCGAGGCGUACUCGUACUGCCAGGACUCCAACCGGUACGUGCGCGGGUUCGACCACUCUUGCGACUUUGUCGGGAACGACAUCGGCGACGGCAACAUGCACUACUUCGUCGGCUUCCUGCUCAGCCUCGCCUCCUUCGCCACCUUCCUGACCGCCUGCUGCGUCCUCUCCGUCUACGAGAUGGCUGCCCCGCCCGGCCCGACUCUCGCCCUCGAGCAUGACCCCCUCAAGAUGACCAUCGCGCUGCUGCUGCUCGUCCUCGUCUUCUUUUGCUUCCGCGGCUGCGCUCGCUCUGAGGCGUGCGAGGGGGUGCUGCCUUUGAUCAUGCUCAUGCCGGGCGCGGUGGCGGGCGCGUGGCUGCUGGCGCUAGUCACGGCCACCUUGGUGGUGAUGCCGCUCGUCACAGACAUGUGGGCAGACGUGAGGCCGAGCCACAACCCGGCUGCCCUCUUCCUCAUCCUCCCCUACCUCGCCUUCGCCGUCCUCUUCUUCGGCAUGGCGGCGCACUGGGUCCACCUCUUGUGUGCGGGCCUCUCGCAGAAGCUCUGGCUCCGCAGCCGCGGCUACCGACGGCAACGGAAUCGAGCCUCCCAGAGCGGCGACGCGCUCGUCUGACACGUGCAAAGGGGCUGUAGCCAGGGGGCGGUGUUCGGCAUAGCGAGGGCCACACCCCGCGACUUACUGGGGAAGCACCCCGGAGAGGCUGGACGGGAGAGUAUGGAGCGAGGAGGAGGCAUCAGAUCGCGUAUAUAGAGCGUGUGGGACUCGGCCUCGCGGUGGAGGAGAGAUCGGAAGAGAAUCAGGUUGUUAGACGGGUAGAAAAGAAAGAAGAAGAAAAC